Bursaphelenchus xylophilus (pine wood nematode) is the source of this 5488-nucleotide messenger RNA. The record is from the annotation of a GenBank genome assembly. Lineage: Eukaryota; Metazoa; Nematoda; Chromadorea; Rhabditida; Aphelenchoididae.
AUGGAUUACUACACGGCCUACGGCUCCAACAGCCGAGGACCGGUCCAUGCUCAAGAUGAAGACCCCGUCCUGAGAGGAGUCAAAAUCCCGUUGACUACUGGGGUAAGUUGAAGGAUAAUAAGAUGAAAUGAUGUGAAAUAGGAACUAUGUUGUAGUGUGCAACUGUUGAAAUCACUAGAAAAAUGUUUACAGCUUAAUUUUUGAUAUUAUUCAUGUGUUCUAUUUUUAGGAGGUGGUGGUCAUGAAUGAAGAUAACUUGGAGGAUUCUCGACAAGUUGUUGAACUCCUACGUUCCAACCGAGUCAAACUCAGUGUCUGGGUCAACCUGGCAGUAAGUUUUUGACAUACCGCUUUCUUUUCUAACUUUAGGCGUUAAAUUUGGUGUCUGUGCCAUGGAUAACGUAAAAUAUUCCUUUUCAAUUCGAUUACCAAAUCCUCAAAUUUCAGUUGCUCUACUACCGCAAAGGCCGCUACAAUGACUUCACCUAUCUUUUGAAUCCAGAAACCCAGAAAGGAGCUUUCACAGAUUAUCAAUCGAAUGAAAGAGAUCAGAUGAGAUCUUUGGAUAUGAUGGCCGCGUAUUAUGUUCAAAAAGGAUCGCAGGAGAAGUCAAUCGAAGCCAGAAAGCAGUGGUUCUUGGAGGCUACAGUUUUGUACUCAGCGGCUGACAAGAUUAUUAUGUACGAUCAGAAUCAUUUAUUGGGAAGAGCGUAUUUCUGCUUAUUGGAAGGUAAAUUAUAAUACGUUUUUGUAUUUUUCUAAUUUUUAGGUUAUAUUGAACCAUAAUGAUCCUCUUAACUUAAUUUUAUCUGAUUUGCGACCAAUUUUUAUAUUGCACUACCUAUUUUAGGUAACAAGACCGAACAAGCUGAAGUGCAAUUUAAAUUCGUCCUCAAUGAUGAUCAACGAGGCGGAUUGGCUCCGGCCACAGAUGAAACACUUACAAUUCCAGCCAUGAUGGGUCAGGCUUGCAUUAUGUACAUGAGAAAGGAGUUCAAAUUAGCUCUCCAAAUCUACAAAAAGUGCCUUCAAAUGAAUCCGAAUUGUCCGGCAAGUGUCCGAUUGGGAAUUGGCUAUUGUCUGGCCAAGCUGGGAAAAACUGACAAGGCAAAGUAAGCUAUUUUUUAAAAUAAAAUUGACCAAACCGCCAUGUGUAACAUAAAAGUUUAUUGUAUUUGUUCAGAAUCGCCUUCACCCGAGCUCUCCAACUUGAACCGAGCAAUGUGGAUGCUGCUGCUUCUUUGGCGGUCCUUCAGAUGACCCAUUCGAAUGACGGGAGUGAAAUGAGACAAGGAAUUCAGAGCUUGGCCCAGCUCUAUAAAACGGCGAAGGACCAUCCCUUGAUCCUCAAUCAUUUGGCCAAUCACUUUUUUAUUAAAAGUGUAAGUAGUUUUUAUGUGUUUUUGUUUGGAUUUUAGGUUCCGGAAGUGCUCAAAUCUCCGUCAAUUAUAUUACACUGGACAGACCUUUGCUAAAAUUGAAUUUUUUAGCAAUUGGAUGAGACAACAGACAAGGAGAGUCUUUUGAUGAAGGCCAAACGUCUCCUCGACUAUGCUGUUACAGUAUCCAAGAAUGAGCAGAUGUUAUCGGAGAGUAAUUUCCAUCUGGGUCGGUAUUUCCAUGCCCAAGGCAAAAUUCAUGAUGCCCAUCGGGUAGGGUAAUAGGCCGAUUUGAUGGUCCUUUUCAGCAUUAUUCAUUGGCUGCCCAGCAAGCCGGUCCCAAGUUCAAAUUGCCCUCCUUUGGCUAUGGACAAACCAAUAUUCUCCUCAAGGAGUAUGAUAAGGUAAAGUUAUAUGGUUUUAUUAUUUAUUGUUGGUUUUUAGGCGAUUGAAGAGUUCGAGAAGGUCUUGAAGGCAUAUCCAGACAAUUCAGAUGUCCUCAAAAUUCUCGGCGCGCUUUAUGCGAGACAAUCCGAGAAGGAUAAUUUACCGCAGGAAAUCGUUGAAGAACGUCGAAGAAAAGCCCGGGAAUACCUACAAAAGGCGGCCAAAAAUAACCCGGAUGAUCUGGAAAUCCUCAUCGAUCUUGCUGUUCUCCUCCAACGGUUCGAUGUAAAAGAAGCCAUCAACACGUACAACAAAAUCAUCGAACAAUUCAAAGCCCAUGACUCCCCGGUCCCACCGGAGAUUGAAAAUAACAUGGGAGUACUCUACUUUAUCUCCAAGAAAUUCGACAAGGCUAGGGUAGGCGUUUGGAUUAAAUUUUGGAUGAUUUUUAGAGAAUAUUUCCUAGUGUAAUAUAACUGAUGUUAAUUUUUUAUAUUUUUAGGAGUGUUUCAUUGCAUGUCGUGAGAUCCUGGUGUCCGCAGACAAGUUUGAUGCAAAAUUGAAGGGAUCCAUUGUAACGGUGACGUAUAAUUUGGCCAGAUGUGAUGAGAAAUUGUCCAAAUUUGGGGAAGCCGAGAGAAUUUACAAGGGAAUUUUGAAGAAACGACCCAGUUAUAUGGAUGGUAAGAGUUUUUAUUUGUGUUUUUUUGAAUUUUUAGACUGGCAGAAUUAUUUUUUCGUAUUUUAGCCAUGUUCCGACUGGGCUGCAUCUAUUACAAGCGAGGAAAUAACAACCUGGCCAUCAACUCGUUCAAAGAAGUCAUGGCGGCCGACCCGAAGAACGUGGACUCGUGGCUGAUGUGGGGCCAAAUCCUCUUCGAUCAGGGCCAAUUGGACCAGGCCAGGAAGAAGUUCGAACAUGUUUUGACUUCCGCGAAAACCCCGGACCCCGUGGCCCUGGUGAUGACUGGAAAUGUGUAUGUAAAACACUUGAUGAAGAUUGAUCGCAAUCGAAAAGACGAUGAGACACAGCGAGAUCGAGCCCUAAGGCUGUACCAUAAAGCCCUGAGGGUAAAUCCGAAAAAUGUGUACGCAAUGCACGGUGCGGGAAUUUUGUUCGCCCAAAAAGGUGAUCUGAAUACGGCCAGAGAGUUCUUUGGCCCAGUGAAGGAAAGAAUCAGCGAUUAUCCGGAUGUCUGGAUCAAUACAGCCAAUGUUCAGGUAGAAUUUUGAAUUUUGGGAGGCCUUUUUAUAUUAUAGUAGGUAUAAAGUAACAUAAAAUUUUAGUUGGACAGCAGCAACUACCAAAGCGCCAUCCAGAUGUAUAUUACGGUGAUUCGCAGGUUUAAUCGAAGAAAAAACCCGGAUCUCCUCACGAAUAUUGCACAUGCCUACUAUAAGUUGGGAAAGUUUGAAUCGGCCCUGGAUUACCUGGACCGAGCUCUCUUAAUUCAGCCGACAAACCUCAUCCACAGAUUCAAUUAUGGCCUGACGACACUCAAGUCGUGCUCAGCGAUCCUUAACAGUCAACAAGCAACAGAAUCGAAGGUUAAACAAGCGGUUGACCGAUUGAAUGCGGUGGCCAAAGCCCUCAGGCAAAUUCAGAAUAUGCCUCCGGAGAAAGUUCAGCCAUACAGGUAUAUAAGCCGAACGGUUUGUGGAGAAAUUGCCGAAAAAUGCGAGGAUCUUCAUCGACAAGCUGAUGUGUUCAUUGGAAGGGCAAGGGUAAGGAGAUUUUUAUAUUGCUUUUUUUAGAUUUCUCCGCGGAGAUUCCGCCGAUUUUCAUGAAAUUUAGAUUUUUGUGGAGCUGAGAUGCGCCAUUGUCAACCGGUUGAUUUUGAAAAAAAAAAUAUCCUGAACUGACCUUUCUAUGCCGUCCCAAAGUUUUUGAAAAUUAUUUUCGAGCCGAAACCGCUAAAACUUGGAAAAUUUUUGGAAUGAUUUUGAAAACUUGGUCAUUUCUUCGGGUUUUUGGUUGAAAUCUUACACGUUUUUCGCCACGGAUGUCUAGCACGACGUGUAAUAUUCAAAUAUCAUCACACAAAAAUGCAAAAAAGAAAUCAUUUAUAAAUCGCCAUGUCUCCAGCUGGCUGCUAUAGCAAUACCGAAAAAGCUCGCCUUACCCUGUUAUACGAAUCGUGUGGAUGUGAUUAUAAAACAUUCACAACUCGCUGUCGUCGUGAGCAACAAAAUGGUCGGGCAAGUGUGCCGAGUUUGGCCACAAUUAAAAAAUGGAGGACUUCCCUUCUUUCUACAGGUUCUGUCGUUAGUCAACGUGGAAAAGUAAGUCAAGGCUCAAGUUAGAGAUGUUGCGGAUGAGAUUCGAGACGAUCGGGAUCUGCGACUUGAGGUGCACAAGACUUUCAAAGGCGUCUGCAAGUCUGUGCUGCAAGAGGAGGUGGACACGGCGAACUCAGAUAGAAAUAAUAAUAGUCAAAUUGUUAAUUAAAUUAGUUUUUACAACAGUAUUUUGCAAAUAUAUGAGGCAAAACGAGUAAGAUUUCACCCAAAACCCCGAAAAAAUGACCAAGUUUUCAAAAUCAUUCCAAAAAUUUGCUGUUUUAGCGGUUUCGUCUCGAAAAUAAUUUUCAAAAACUUUGGAAAUGCAUAGAAAGGUCAAUUCAGUAUAUUUUUUUUUUCAAAUUCAGCUGGUUGAAAAUGGUGCAUCUCAGCUCCAGAAAAAUCAAAAUUUCAUGAAAAUCGGCGGAAUCUCCGCGGAGAAAUCUAAAAAAGAGGCGGAAGGUUUUAGUGGCCCACCCUGUAGAUUAUGGGCCAAGUGUAAUAUAAAUUUUUAUUGAGAUUUGUGUUUAAAGGUACAUUUUCUUGCUUGAUAAAUCAAACAGAUUGGAUUUUUAAGGGAUUAGAGAAGCACAGAGUGUAAAAUUAUAUUUACUAGAUGACCCUAGUAUAAUAUAAUUUAUGUCCAAAAUAGUAUUGAAUUAUUUUCAGAAGCGAGAUAUCGAAGAAUUGGAAAGAAUCCGUGACAAUGAAGUCGAACGCCGCAGAGUUAUCAACGAACAAAAGAGAGCGGCCAAACACAAGGAAGAAGAAGAGACGCUGAAGUUGGAAAAACUGAAGCUACACAGAACCUUCUACAUCCAGAAGAACAAGGAAGCCCUCAAGAAGAGAGAAAUCGAAGAGGAUCGACCGAAAAGAGCCGGAGGCGGAAGCCGAAAGAGAAAGCGACCGAAACAAGAAGAUGACUUUGUUAAUGACUCGGAUGACGAUGGAAGAGAUCCCAUGGAAAGACAGGAGGAAAAGAGACGGAAUGCGCAGAAGGUAGGGGAGUUUUGAAUUAUUUAUCUGGUUUUUAGGCAUCUCGACGAAACAAAAAGAAGGAUCAGGCCUUCAUUAAUGAUGGAAGUUCGGAUGAAGAGGGCAAAAAGAAGCGAAGAAAGAAGAAGACGAACGAAGAAAUUGAAGAGGAAGAUCAAAGGAAGUUUAAAGGAAAGGUCAAGUCUAAAGCCAUCAUUGAAUCGGAGAGCAGUUCGAGCGACUCGGAUGCCCCGGCAGAUCAACAUGAUGUACCUACCAUCAGAAAUCGAGACAUUGAUAGCGGAGACUCGGAUGCCGAAUCCGUCAAGAAGGCGGCCAGCUCAGGAUCAGAGAGUGAGACUGCUUCACCGCCGAAGAAAAGAAUUCUCACGGAUUCGGACGACAGCGACGCAAAUGAAGGCAAUAAAUCCAGAGCCAAGAUUGAAUCAGAUGACGACUCGGAUUAG